ACACCCUACAACGCAAACCCGCGAGAAGCACAGCCUCGUGCCGCAUUUCCCCUGCCGACCUUCACCACAUCUAUUUCAGGCGCGGAAAUGAGAUACACGCGCUGUUCUUUCCUGGCAAAGCGGUUUUCUUCACAGCUGCCGUGCUGUCGCGCCCAAAUUGUUCCCCUGCAUCGCGGAUUGCAAUUGGCAACAAUGUCAACAAACCGCCCUCGCUACAAACACAUUGACGAUGUUGAAAGGCUCGACUAUUACGAGAAAGGUGGAUACCACCCUCUCCAAACGGGGGACUAUCUUCAAAAGCGGUACAGAAUCGUGCACAAGUUGGGAUUUGGGAGCUACUCGACUAUUUGGUUAGUCAGGGAUGAACAGCUUUCCAAGUACGUCGCCAUUAAAGUCGGCACCGCUUCAUCCAACCACAAGGAGAUCGACAUCCUAAGCCGCCUUGCCAACCAUCCUGCUGGAGACAAGAGCCUCGGUACAUCCCUGAUCCCACCCGUACUCGAUCGCUUCAACGUUCAUGGGCCAAAUGGAACCCAUCCCUGCUUCGUCACCGUACCAGCCAUGUGCAGUCUUGCCGAUGCGAUCGCGGCUGGCGACCACGAACCAUUCCAGACCAGUGUUGCCAGGUCUCUUGCUGCACAACUCGCCAUGGCUGUGGCACAUAUGCACAGCGUGGGCUUUGUUCACGGCGAUCUUCACUUUGGAAACCUCCUCCUUCAACUACCAGCAGGGUUAGAUGACUUGACAGUCCAGCAGCUCUACGAUCAGUAUGACAUGCCAGAGCCCGAGCCUGUUGUGCCGGAAGAGGGUCAGCCUCUCUCAUUGCCGGGUGUCCCUGCACACGUGUAUGCUCCGAUUUGGAUGGGAAAGCCAAGUAAUGAGAUCUCGCUCGGUGAAUCGAAACUCUUUCUCGCCGACUUUGGGACAGCGUUUUGCCCAGACGAGGAACCAAGAUUCGAGUCGUAUACCCCUCUUGAAAUCAGACCACCCGAGGCUAGAUUUGAACCUACACAGCCAUUGACCUUCGCAUCGGACGCUUGGAGUCUUGGCUGCAUGAUAUGGGCAAUCCUCGGCGUGAAACCGUUUCUUGGCGCAUGGUUGUUUGGGCCAGAGAGCGCCGCCGCAGCUCAAAUUGAUGCCCUAGGUCCUAUGCCAUAUGGGUGGUGGGAGAAGUGGCAAGCCAAAACAAAGACAGAGUCGUUUGAUGGGAAUGGGAGACCAAAGCCAGGUAGAGAGGUAUGGACAUUCGAACAACGGUUCGAAGACAGUAUACAGCAACCGCGGAGAGAGGGUGGUAUGGAGGUGAUUGCUGAUGACGAAAGGGAAGCUAUUUUUGAGAUGAUCAAGGGCAUGCUCAAGUUUUGUCCUUGCGAUCGCAUGACUGUUCAGCAGGUAUUGGAAACAGAGUGGAUGAGGAAAUGGGCUAUCCCGGGAGCUGAAAAGUCAUGGCAAACGCGGGAUACUUUUUUUUGACAAAUUCAACUAUUUCAGUGC
Molecule: messenger RNA, 1494 nt
Organism: Verticillium dahliae VdLs.17
Lineage: Eukaryota; Fungi; Ascomycota; Sordariomycetes; Glomerellales; Plectosphaerellaceae
Product: protein kinase domain-containing protein
Exons: 2
Coding region: 88-1473 (461 amino acids)
Biological process (GO): protein phosphorylation
Molecular function (GO): ATP binding; protein kinase activity
Source: RefSeq, a predicted model, not a curated record